UGCCGGUCUCCCAUAAGUCUGACCACUCGAGGAUAAGGGGCAAGAGUUCCUUCUGUGAGAAAUAGAGAGAUAGAGAGAGUAGGAGAUAGAGCCAGAGACUAAGAGAGAGGGGGAUACAUGUGAGAGUGAGAGAAAGAGAGAGAGAAGCAGAAGGAAAAGGAGAGAGAGUGAUAGACAGUGUGAGUAAGUGUAAGAGAGGGUGAAUACGGAGAGAGAGCGAGAGGGAGAGGGAGAGAGAGAGAGCAUUGUGUGCUAUUGUGUGUAUCGUCUGGCAGAGCCAUGAGUGGAUGUCCAUACUUCCAGAAGAGAGAUGUUCUGUUUCAGAGCCGCCAGCAGCAACAGGAGGAGGGGGAGAGGGACGACUCUCAGGAUGGGAUCAACAAGGCCAGCAGAGGAGGGAUCAUCUACGGAGACUACCUGCAGCUGGAUAAGAUCGUCACUGCCCAGACUCUCCAGAGUGAGCUGAAAGGCGACAAGAUUCACGAUGAGCAUCUGUUCAUUGUCACACACCAAGCAUAUGAGCUGUGGUUUAAGCAGAUCUUGUGGGAGCUGGACUCAGUGAGGGAUAUCUUCAUUAGCGGCCAUGUGCGGGAUGAGCGGAACAUGUUAAAGGUGACCACCCGUGCCCACAGGAUCGUCAUGAUCUUCAGACUCCUGGUCGACCAGUUCGCUGUUCUGGAGACCAUGACAGCUUUGGACUUCUUUGACUUCAGGGAGUACUUGUCCCCAGCCUCUGGCUUCCAGAGCUUGCAGUUCCGUCUCCUGGAGAACAAGAUUGGGGUUCCGGAUAACCAGCGGGUUCCUUACAACCGGCGCCACUACCGGGACAACUUCCGUGGGGAGGAAAGCCAAGUGCUGCUCAGCUCUGAGGAGGAACCCACACUACUGCAGCUAGUGGAGCAAUGGCUAGAACGCACCCCCGGUCUGGAGGAGAACGGCUUCAACUUCUGGGGAAAGCUGGAGGCCAACAUCGCUAUUGGGCUCAGGAGCCAGAGGGAGAAACUAGAGAUGAAGCCGGCGUCGGAGGACAAGGAUGACCAGAUAGCCGAGUUCAACAAGCAGAGGGAAGUGCUGGAGUCCCUGUUUGAUGUGAAACGACAUGACCACCUCGUGAGUAAAGGUGAGAGACGGCUGUCAUAUAAAGCUUUGCAGGGAGCUCUGAUGAUCUACUUCUACAGAGAGGAGCCUCGUUUCCAGGUGCCCUUCCAGCUGCUGACGUCGCUGAUGGACAUUGACACCCUCAUGACCAAGUGGAGAUACAACCAUGUGUGCAUGGUCCACCGGAUGAUUGGCAGCAAGGCUGGAACAGGUGGCUCUUCAGGGUACCACUACCUGCGUUCCACCGUUAGUGACCGGUACAAGGUGUUUGUGGACCUGUUCAACCUGGCCACCUUCCUGGUGCCGCGCCACUGGGUGCCCAAGCUCAACCCCACGGAGCACACCUUCCUCUUCACCGCCGACACCUGCUGCGACAGCUCCUACUGCAGCAGCAACAGCGACGACUCCGACUAGAGACAGCGCGCCAAUGCAGGAGGCAAGAGGACAGAGUGCAGUGAAGACAGGGAGAGAGAGAAACAGAAAGAAAGAGAGAGAGGGAUGAAUCAGACAAGAGAGAUGAUUAUGGGUGAAGGUCAAAGAUAAAGAGCCAAGAGGGGGCAGGUAAAAGGAGAAUGGGGGGGAGGUAAAGGGUGGAGGGUGGUAAGAGGCAGGGGGAGAGUAUCAUAACAUGCACUGUAUAAAAGUGAAAGAGUAUAACAUGUAGAGUAUGCUGAACAAUAGUUUGUAGAUCAAGCAGCAGGCCACCAUAACGAUGCUGCAGCAGGCCACCAUAACGAUGCUGCAGCAGGUCACCAUAACGAUGCUGCAGCAGGCCACAAUAACGAUGCUGCAACAGGUCACCAUAACGAUGCUGCAGCAGGCCACCAUAACGAUGCUGCAGCAGGCCACCAUAACGAUGCUGCAGCAGGCCACCAUAACGAUGCUGCAACGGGUCACCAUAACGAUGCUGCAACGGGUCACCAUUACGAUGCUGCAAUGGGUCACCAUAACUAUGCUGCAACAGGUCACCAUAACUAUGCUGCAACAGGUCACCAUAACGAUGCUGCAACAGGUCACCAUAACGAUGCUGCAACGGGUCACCAUUACGAUGCUGCAACGGGUCACCAUAACUAUGCUGCAACAGGUCACCAUAACGAUGCUGCAACAGGUCACCAUAACGAUGCUCUUCACAUACGUUGAUGCUGCUCGCUGCGCGGCCUAAUCAUUUAAAACUGCUUGCACUGAAUACUUCAGCAAAGUGAUGUAUGUACAUAAUAGUCCAAACUAAAUAUCCAAAGAUAAUGGGGUAACAAAACAUACUUCAGAGAACUAACCUAUAUUUCACCAGUUUAUUUUGGGCCGUUUAACAUUUCUUCUGCAAAGCCUUCAUCAGAGCAUGUACAUAGUGUUGAUAUGAUGAAAUUAUCAAAUGCCUGUUCAUAGAAAUGUGAUUAUCAAUAGUGACGUGCGUGCUGAUUUGCUCCGUCAUGAUCAGUAGGUGCUUUUUGUAAGAAAUAUAUAUUGCUGUUGUGUCUUCAUUAAAAUAUCAUGACUUUGAA
Molecule: messenger RNA, 2597 nt
Organism: Sardina pilchardus (European sardine)
Lineage: Eukaryota; Metazoa; Chordata; Actinopteri; Clupeiformes; Clupeidae
Gene: tdo2a
Product: tryptophan 2,3-dioxygenase a
Exons: 12
Coding region: 280-1512 (410 amino acids)
Molecular function (GO): L-tryptophan 2,3-dioxygenase activity; heme binding; metal ion binding
Source: RefSeq, a predicted model, not a curated record